AUGGUCAACUCUUGGUCGGCAGCAUACAACAUGUUGGUGAAGGAGGGCUUCCUCGGCCUCACCAUGACCCCAGUGGACCCCGAUGCCCGGCAGCAGAUGGUCAUCGUUCGUGGCGUGUCUACCACCAUCAAUGUUGACCUUGUCACGCCAGAGGCCUUCCUUUGGCUCAAGAGGAGUGUCGUCACAGGCCUGCAGAACGCCAUGGAUACUGACGCUGUCCCUCACACUUUCUCGUCUAAGCUGGGUGCUUCCCGUCGCCAUGUGAGCUUUCCUGAAGGGCACGGCAAGACUCUAGCCCAACUUUACGAAUGGUUCAUGGCGCUGCUCAAACAACACCCAUCCUUGGAACCACUCAUGAGGGAAGGUAGGCACAGGCCGUACCUGAUGGUCAACUCUUGGUCGGCAGCAUACAACAUGUUGGUGAAGGAGGGCUUCCUCGGCCUCACCAUGACCCCAGUGGACCCCGAUGCCCGGCAGCAGAUGGUCAUCGUUCGUGGCGUGUCUACCACCAUCAAUGUUGACCUUGUCACGCCAGAGGCCUUCCUUUGGCUCAAGAGGAGUGUCGUCACAGAGACACUGGACGUCCUGCUGACACGUCACCGCUGCAGGAAUGUCUUGAUUAUUGGGGACUUAAAUCACCACCACGAGGAAGCUGCCUAUGUAAAUCUCCUGACGGUACAGGGCCUUACGGACCUUGUUACCUUCCCAACCCACGAGCGUGGAGGGACGCUGGAUCCCGUCAUCACCGACCUGAGGGAGGGAACAGCCACUUGCCAUCAGCUCGAACCAGUGGGAAGCUCGGAUCACCACGCCAUCCUGACCCGGGUAGAUGUGGGAGUUGCACGGGAUGAGGCCAGCUCUCGUACCAUCUGGCAGUGGGAUAGAGCAGACUGGUGCUCCCUCAAGAGUGACCUGCAACAAACAGACUGGCAAGCCCUACUGUCGGGAAGAGCUGAUGCUAUGGUGACAGCCUUUACCGAGCGCCGCAAAACACUGCAGCAGCAACACGUCCCUCACCGCCAGUACACCUCCAAGCCAACCGACCAGCCAUGGUUUGGUUACCGCUGUCGAUGCGCUGCAGAGAGGAAGUACUGCGCAUGGCUACGACUCAAGAGGAACCCGACCAGCCGCAACAAAGCCAGGCAUCGUGCGGCUUGUAAGAGUAUGGUGGCCACAUGUAAGUGGGCACAACAGAGGUGGGAGAGGGACCUCAAAUCUAAGCUCUGUGGCCCAGGGGUUGGGAGCAAGACUUGGUGGGCCCUUGUCAAGGAGAGGCAAGGAGGCAGCCACCAUGAAACUAUCCCUCCCCUCACCAAGCAGGACGGCACCACAGCCACCAGCAGCAAGGAGAAGGCAAAACUCCUGGCUGACCUCUUCUCGACUAAAAUGUCCGUCCCUGACCCCAAUCGAUCUCCUCCACAGAUGGAACAGGAGUGUGACCAAGCCUUGACAGAGGUGAUGGUGACUCAGGAGCAAGUGGAACGCCUUCUGAGAGCAGUAGAUGUCAGGAAAGCCACUGGUCCGGACGACAUCAGCCCACAUAUCCUGCGCCACUGCUCAGAAGAACUGGCAUCGCCACUUACAAAAAUAUUUACUGCCUGUGCCAGGGAAAAAACAUGGCCUGCCAUGUGGAAAAAGGCUCGUGUGGUGCUGAUCCACAAGAAAAAAUCAAGAUCUGACCCUGCAAAUUACAGGCCCAUCUCCCUCCUGUCGGUAGUGGGAAAGAUAUUCGAAAGGAUAGUGGUUGAAGCCAUCAACAGCCACCUCCAGGAGCACUCCCUACUAUCUGACCAGCAGUAUGGGUUCAGAUCCGGCCGCUCCACAUCAGACCUUCUGAUGCUCUUAACCAGGGAUUGGCAGGACUCCCUGGACAAUGGCCUGGACACCCUUGUAGUCGCCCUCGACAUAGCAGGAGCCUUUGAUCGGGUAUGGCAUGCAGGCCUGCUUGAAAAGCUUCGUGCCAAAGGCAUACAAGGCCACCUGCUAAUGUUGAUGAGCAACUAUCUACAAGGAAGAACCCUACAUGUUGUCGUCAACGGGCAGCAGUCAGGGGACCUUUCAGUGGGAGCCUCAGUCCCUCAGGGAUCUGUGCUGGGACCGGUCCUCUGGAACCUGUAUAUUGACGACCUUCUCAGGAGCCUGCCAGCAAUCUCCGCAUAUGCUGAUGACUGCACGCUGUCCAUCUCCUACCCUCGGCAGAAUUGUUGUCACGCCAUCGAUGACGUCAACCGACAACUCGGCGUGAUACAAGAGUGGGGAAAGCACUGGCAGGUGCAGUUCGCCCCUGAGAAGACACAGGCAAUGGUGAUCUCUCGGUCUCUAGCAGCCAGGCAGGAGGUUGAAGGAAAGGUGAUGUUUGGCUCCAUCACCCUCCCACUCCAGGAAUAUAUCAAAGUUCUUGGAGUGGACCUAGACCGAGAGCUCCGAUUUGACCGCCACCUCAAGCACGUUGCCCACCAAGCCUCUCUCCGAGUCUCUGCCUUACGAAGGGUAGCUGGAUUACUGGACAAACGUGGAAUCCAACUGCUGUACAAGGCCCAGAUAAGACCCUACCUGGAGUAUGGGAUCGAGCGACGUGUGCAGCGGCUGUUGGAGGAUACACCCCCGCCGCCACCACAACAGGAAGAGAGAUCCCUGGACACGCUGGAACAUCGUUGUGACGUCGCAGCACUGGUGGUGUUCCACAAGGCCCAGGUGCAAGGCGUACCUCACCUGGCAAGACUACAGCUCCCCCCGCGAGUGGCUCAAAGAGAUACGAGAACGGUACUCUCCAGCCACGAGCAAGUGGGGGUGCCAAGGUCUCGCGCCAGCCAGCACCAGAGGACCUUCAUCUCCAGAGUGGCUCGCUUGUGGAACAAGUUCAUUACAGUAGUGCCAGCAGUGAGUGAAAUGACAACCCAGCAGGUGAAAACUGCUGCUCACAGGUGGCGAGGAACAUGCCCCACACCAAUGUCAGGCUGUAGCAUAUGCUCUCCAAUCAACCUCCCCCAUAGACUGAGAUCUGGUGCCACAGUCAAUUUCACUUCGAUAUCCUCUCAUGUGGGCAUCCUGCUUAACGAAAAGGCAGAUCGCCUUGCUCAAUGUGCCCUUCACGACAACACAGUGAACUCUAGCUAA
Molecule: messenger RNA, 3117 nt
Organism: Portunus trituberculatus (swimming crab)
Lineage: Eukaryota; Metazoa; Arthropoda; Malacostraca; Decapoda; Portunidae
Exons: 5
Coding region: 1-3117 (1038 amino acids)
Source: RefSeq, a predicted model, not a curated record